This is a messenger RNA of Podarcis raffonei (Aeolian wall lizard), 1430 nucleotides long. Its product is annotated as H-2 class I histocompatibility antigen, Q9 alpha chain-like. The transcript is spliced from 8 exons. NCBI's taxonomy places the organism in Eukaryota, Metazoa, Chordata, Lepidosauria, Squamata, Lacertidae. Gene Ontology annotation, cellular component: external side of plasma membrane. Gene Ontology annotation, biological process: immune response. The record is from RefSeq and is a predicted model, not a curated record. Bases 84 to 1178 code for a protein of 364 amino acids.
GACAGAGAGCGGGUCUCAGAGUCGGAGGGAGAAGGACGUCGCUGGAGUAAGAAGAGGAAAAAGGAGCUUCGUUUGGGGGGGAGAUGGGGGUCCUCCUCCGCUGGCCCCCCCUGAUCCUGGGGGCGGCCUCCCCCCUGUUGCUACUCCUGGACUGCGCAGGCUCCACUUCUCACUCCCUGCGCUACUUCUACACAGCCGUGUCUGAGCCUGGCCAGGGGCUGCCCCAGUUCAUUACUGUGGGGUACGUGGAUGACCAGCAAAUGGAUCAGUAUGAUAGUGACACCAAGGAGGCGCUGCCUCACGUCCCCUGGAUAAGGAAGGUGGAAAAGGAGGAUCCUCAGUACUGGAACAUGGAGACUCAGAAAUCUCACAGCAUUGAGCUGGCGUUCAGGGAGAGUCUUCAGACUCUGCAGAAUCGCUACAACCAGAGCGGAGGGAUCCACACCCUUCAGUACAUGUACGGCUGUGAGCUGAGGUCAGACGGGUGCAAAGGAGGGUAUAGGCAGUUUGGCUACAAUGGGAGAGACUUCAUCGCCUUCGACAAGGAGACCCUCACCUGGACGGCAGCCGAGAUGGAGGCCCAAGCGACCAAGAGGAAGUGGGAUUCUGACUUGGCCUGGAACCAGUACAGUAAGCACUACCUGGAGGAGGAAUGCAUUGAGUGGCUGCAGAGAUACCUGGACUACGGGAAGGAGACUCUGCUGAGGACAGAGGCUCCGGUGGUGAAGGUAACCAGGAAGGCAGACUAUGACGGCCUGGAGACCCUCGUUUGCCAAGUCCACGGCUUCUACCCCAAGGAGAUUGAGGCCAACUGGGUGAAGGACGGGGAGGUCUGGCAGGAGGGCACCCUCCAAGGAUUGGUCGCCCCCAACUCGGACGGGACCUACUAUCUCUUGCUCAGUGUCCAGAUCGACCCCGAGGAGAGGGAGCGCUUCUGGUGCCGCGUGGAGCAUGACAGCCUGGAGAAGCCUCUGGACGUGGCCUGGGAGAAGGAGCCUGUCAACCUGGGGCUCAUUCUGGGAGCCAUUUUGGGUGUCAUGGCUGCCAUCCUGCUGGUCUCUGGGAUCAUCAUCUUCAUCCGCAGGAAACAGAUUGAGAAAUUAGCCUACAAAGCAGCCUCAACAAGUGACCAGGGGUCCGACAGCUCCACCAGGGUUUCAUACCAGCCUGGUGUGUGAGAUGAGACCAGAAGGAGCCUGCCCAAGUUUGGCUGCGAAUUGCAGAGGCUCAGAGCUCCUGCUGUCCUUUAAUGCUGUUUCUGAUGUUCCUUAAUCCUGGCUCUCACCCAUUCAUUCUGACUCCAGGUGUAACUUGAAUUUGAGGGUAAUCAUGCUUUUCUGAUGGAUUAUGGCCAAUUUUGCUUUGCAGAAAUGUGCUUGUAUUAAUGAGAAAUCUUCCAGAUAUAUGCAACUAAAAGCUUUUAAAAUUAA